AUGUUAGAAGAAAAUUAUACUGGCCUCUAUUCUGCUGCUUCUAUUAUUGAAAGUGAAACCAAAGAAUUUAAAAAAUUAAUUCAGAUAGAUCCGAUAAGUCCUUAUCAGCAGUCGCUUUGUGAAUUUACAAAAGAUACAAUUAAUUUCGGUCUGGAAAUUAGCAAAAUACCGUCGAUUUUUAAUUUUUUAAUGGCUCUUAUAACACAUAUAACUGUUCAACCGAGUACUAGUUAUGAAUGGAGCUAUCUUUACGAGAUUGUUUUAUCCACACUAGGUGGAGAAGGAAGUUUAAGAAAUGAAAGAGAUUUUUUUGUCAACGUGGAGGAGAAAGGAUUUUUUAGUUUGUCUUGGACACUUGUAAAAAAUGUUUUCUAUUAUUUAUUGACAAAGUUCUUUAAUAUUCAAGAAGCAAAAGUCUUAUACAGAAAACUACUUUGUGAAUAUCAGUUUAAGUUAUUAGUGGGUACUUUUGAAGAAUAUCGAAAGUUAGACGUGAGAGACAGAGUAAAUCGACUAAAACAUCAAUUUUUACUCCAUGAAAUGUGCAACAAAGUUGCAUAUGAUGUUAUAAAUGAGCAGGAAAUUAAAAAAGAAAUGAUAACAAAUUAUCUAUUCUAUGUUCAACAAAGAAUCGAAAAUAGUAAUCUAGAAUUAUAUAAAGAAGAUAAAAAGGAAAAAUUUAUUAAAAAGAUAUCAUUUCGUCACAAUAAUUUUCAAGAACUUUUAUCUAAAGAUUUAAAAGGAUUAAAGUUUAUUCAAGAAAAUGCUAGUAAUUUUUAUGCAAAAACAGCUGAAAUACAUCCAAGAUAUUGUGCUUUAUUGCAAUUGUAUCGAAAUUCAAUGACCGUAUUGGAACAAGUAAGAGACAAUAUUAAUUUCGACGAUGGUUAUCGUGUGGAUCGUGUUAUUGAUCGUACGUUCAUCGAUUUAGUUCAACUACGCAUUGAACAAAUGUUUUAUUCAAACUUAAAUGACAAGAAUAUGCUGAUUUUAUAUAUUGAAAAAUCAACCUGUGUCGAUGUCUGGUUGUGGUACGAAUAUUUAUUUAGUACAUCACUCACAUUAUUUAAUUUGGAUGAGGAUAAAAUCAAUCAAUUUCUAAUAGAAAAACAAUGUGUUCAAAACGAAAAAAUAAUAGAAGGAAUACAAGAAAAAUUAAUAUUAUUAGUUCCGCAUAAUUUAUUUACAAAAGCAAUAUCGACGAAUAAAGAUCCAUCAACCAAUAAAAACGGUCCAUUUCACAAUAAUCAUCAUCUGGCUGAUGCGGCGUUGGAUAAAUUAAUUGCCGACGGCUUCAUACGACAAGACAGCUGGUUGAUGAAUGCACAUAAAAAAACAAGAAUAUCCUAUAUGAAAACAAUUGUACCGCAAAGUCAAGCAGAACGUGAUAAUUUUGAACAAAAUUUAAAAAAGUACAAUGUUGCAUUGCAACAAUAUGAAUCAGUCUAUGAAACAUCGUCGAAACCAGCAACAACUUUAUUGCCGCCAGUAGCUCGUUCUUUUUUUGGUCGUCAUUCCGAGUAUGUUAGUGAAUUGCAUAAAUAUGAAAGUGAGUUGAAUACUGAAAUAGAAGAACUCUUGAGUAAUAAUGAAAUUGAAGAAACAAAUGUAAACGGUGAAAAAAGGUAUAUAUUGAAGGCGUCAACGUCGGUUUUCAAUGUAGCAGCACCAGCCAUAUUAUCAUUGUCGAUGUGUAACAGUGAUAUCAAUCAUGAUCCAGCACGAACCGGUAAAUCGGAUUUACUUCACAAAUAUUUACGUUUAACCAGACUAUUAUUAGCUGAGAAUGUUCUGACAACCUUGAGCAGUGCCCGGUUUUCAAAUGAAACAUGGGCAAUAGCCAUGUUCAUAUCGAUGAUCAAGUGUUAUUUUUGUGUUAUAGAUCCAGAAUCAUCGUUGUGCAUAUCUGUGGCUGAAUUUCUCUCAACAUCAGCAUCAACAAUGAAUGCUGCUGACUCUAAUGUUACGAUAAGACUGGAUCAAGCUUUAUCAUCGGUUUUGCCUACGACGCAAUCAUUAUCCACAAUUACUAUCGGCAAUAAUGCUCCUGUAGUAGAACCAGGAGUCAUUGCACGAGAAAUACGACCGGCUGCCGCAAAAGCAUGCUCAAUCAACAUCUGA
Molecule: messenger RNA, 2121 nt
Organism: Didymodactylos carnosus
Lineage: Eukaryota; Metazoa; Rotifera; Eurotatoria; Philodinida; Philodinidae
Source: the annotation of a GenBank genome assembly